UCACGUUGGCGAUUUACGUAGCCGCGCUUCCCGCGCCGUGAUCGAUCGAUCGGCACCGAGUGCCGUCGCCUCGAUCAACGUCGCGGGAUACAUUUUUAUUCUCAGCCCUUUUUUUCUCUCCUCUUCCGAUUUUCGCCCGAGAUACGACGGAUCCCUCGGUUCCCACGGUGGGCGUCGAUCGAUCGAUCGUAUCGGGAGAUUGCUGGGCGCGCUAGCGCUUCCCGUUUGCGUUCGCAGAUGGCAUUCGCACAAGUUUGUUCGAUUCGCUCGUUAUGCACGGUCUCCUGGCUCCUACUUCGGGUCGGAGCACAAAGCGACGUAAUAGCUUACGACAAAGACGUAAGCGUAAACGUAGAUAAUGCACAAGCUUUGGCGUAUGUCGUAUUUACCGCCAAUUACAUACGACGUUACGUUUACGUAAAAGCUUGUGCGUGAUCUACGUUCACGCUUACGUCUUUGUCGUAGGCGAUUACAUUGCGUUGUGCUUUGCUUCUGCUGAUGGCUGAAAACGAGACGUAAGCGCCUAUGUCUGUCGCCAGUCGUAGGCGUAAGGCGAAGCAGAGAAAACAAGCACUUGGUACGGACAGUGGAUUCAACGAACUGAGCGAUGAAUCCAAAUCAGCUUCCAUAUCUCCCGCAGCUACAAAUUUAAUAUCACCAUCAUCGAGAGUCGACUCCACCAGUAACGAUACCGGCUGCCCGAUUGACACCACAGAUGAGAAAGAUGAGGUAUCCUCCACUGUCUCAAACCUGUCGGAUUUAUCAGGAUUGUCCGACCUCUCUGGCGAAGCGGAGAUCAGUCAUCAGUGGAGAAACGCCUCUUCGUGGAUUCAGAAACAGAUGCUGACAGGCGCGGAUCCCAGGGAUCUCCUACACCACCUCCUCAUGGACUCCACCCAGAUCCCUGAGCAGGUCGACGAUCUCACAUUAUGGAAGAUCAUAAUCAACAUGAUGUCCGAGCCUCCGAGACGGCAAAAACUCAAACACGUAAAUACCUUAUCCGACGUGGUACGAUUAAUUUGCAAUAGCAAGAAAAUUAUAGUAUUGACCGGCGCGGGUGUUAGCGUCAGCUGCGGUAUUCCUGAUUUUAGAAGUAGAGAUGGUAUUUAUUCAAGACUAGCACAGGAUUUCCCAGAUUUACCGGACCCACAGGCAAUGUUCGACAUUAAUUAUUUUAGUCAAGAUCCCAGGCCAUUCUACAAAUUUGCGCGCGAGAUAUAUCCAGGGCAAUUUAAACCUAGCCCUUGUCACAGGUUCAUCAAAAUGUUAGACAAGCAGAAGAAGCUCUUGAGAAAUUAUUCACAAAAUAUUGACACUUUGGAACAGGUCGCUGGUAUCGAAAACGUGAUUGAAUGCCAUGGCUCCUUCGCCACCGCGUCGUGUACACGAUGUAAAUACCAAGUCAGAGCGGACGACAUCAGGGAGGAUAUCUUCGCACAGAGGAUACCGACGUGUCCGAAAUGCCGUGUCAACGCGUUGCCCUCCCUAUCCGAGGUGAAUUGCAGCGAGAACUACAGAGAUCUGGUGUCGCAAGGUAUAAUGAAGCCAGAUAUCGUCUUCUUCGGCGAAGGGCUCCCAGAUGCUUUCCAUGACGCGAUGGCCAAAGACAAGGACGAUUGCGAUCUUCUAAUCGUUAUCGGAUCGUCCUUGAAGGUUCGGCCGGUAGCCCUAAUUCCUUCAUCCAUUCCGUCGCACGUACCGCAGAUCCUUAUUAACCGAGAACCAUUGCCACAUCUCAAGUUUGACGUUGAGCUACUGGGAGAUGGUGACAUUAUUAUAAAUCAAAUAUGUCAUUUAAUGGGCGACACUUAUAAAGAAGUCUGUUGGUACGACAAAAUUCUGAAAGAGGUCUCGCAGCUCUUGCCAUUGCGGUGUCUGUCCGACGACACGUGGGAACAGAGUCAAGACACGACAAGUAACACCGAAGUGUCGCGCGAUAGCGUGGAAGUCGAUUUAAAACCUCACAAUGUAUCAUCGACCGAAAGUCAGGAUAGCCUUUCGAUCGCUGCGAACGCGGUGCCACAGCACACGGACGACAUCAAUGCCUGCGUAUCAUCUUCGUACGUGGAAAACCCAGACAAGAGCUUCAAUCUUCUGGGAGAAAGUCCGAAAAGACGAUCGGGUGACACUAGUAUAGAAAAUAGUCCUAAGAGGAUGAAUUUCGGUAGCACGCACGAGACGGAAGCUGUGAGUUCCAAGUCGCCAGCGAAUGCCGAGUGCGCAAUGAUUUCUUCGGAAAGCGAGAUCACGUCCGCAAGAUCGACGUUUGAGAACAAUUCGGAAGAAUGUCAGGUGGUGCCCACAAUAUUGUCCCUUUCGUCGGAAGCUGUAAUAAGCGAAAACACCUUGGAGUCUCACAAAUCGCUGAACAAGCGUGGAAAAUCGGAUAAGUAUGACGAUGCCGCGAAUGUAGACGCUGCAGAGUUGGAUAAAACGAUACCGAAACCGAGACAAGCAUCGGUGGACUCCGUACUGGAUUCCGGCAUAGGCGACAGUUGUAACAGCAUCGACAGCACAGAGGAAAAGUUCGAUAUAGCGGAGUUGAAGAACAGAAGAUUGGAGAGACACUGCUGGCAACCAAAGAUUCGGGAGAGCCUCGCUACCAGACUAUCAGAAAAUUCCUAUUACCAAUUGGCACCGGGCAGAUAUAUUUUCCCUGGCGCGGAGGUCUAUUCCGAACCUGAGCAAUACGAUCAAUGUUCCCUCUCGGCAAACUCCGAGAGCACAAAUAGCGACAGCGAUUCCUCUUCCGGAGAAGAAGAGGAAGAUGAGGAGGAAGAGACGUGCGCGGAUGAUGAUCUGUCAGAAGACGCGAACGCCGACGCCGACGCUAACGGUCAAAGCAACGAGCGCAAAGUGGACGAAUAAAUCUUACACUACUACGCAGCAUCGGAAAACUGGAACUGCAUAGCUAAUAAUUUGAUGUUAUUCUAUCGAUCUUUACCAGGAGUUGUUGCGAUCAUCUGUGUACAGUGAUAAGUAAACGGUGCAAUUUUUAUGGCUCAGUUACGAAUCAAAAUGAUACAUUACCAAAUAUUGCGUAUAUAUACCAGAGCAUGCAAUAUAUGCGGUAUGUUCCGUCAUAAAACCGCCACAAGCUUUGCCAGCGUGUUCGGAUAAUUAUUCCGAGCAACAAUGUUCAUGUACACCAUAGAUCAAUUUAGCUUUGUUCCCAAGAUAUGAGCACUUUGUUGUAUAAGACUUCAUGAUAAAAGCUUACUGAUUUCCAUGUAAUAAUUAUUUAACUUAUUGAUAUAAGAAUUUUGUGACGGAACAUCCCCCACACACACACGCACGCACGCACGGAUAUAUAUGUAUAUAUAUAUAUAUAUAUAUAUA
Molecule: messenger RNA, 3339 nt
Organism: Vollenhovia emeryi
Lineage: Eukaryota; Metazoa; Arthropoda; Insecta; Hymenoptera; Formicidae
Product: NAD-dependent protein deacetylase sirtuin-1
Exons: 10
Coding region: 526-2868 (780 amino acids)
Molecular function (GO): NAD+ binding
Source: RefSeq, a predicted model, not a curated record